AUGGCCUGGCGGCGUUCCUCCGUUGUGUGGCCGCGGCCCCCCGCUGGCGCCCACACCCCCCCGCCACCGCCGUCGCGGGGUGCUGCCGCGUUUGUUCGGGAUUUGGCGCGGCUGAAGCCCGAGGUUUCACCAUUCGAUUCAAAUCUGAAGAAAUAUCGCUAUCGGACCCGGGGGGCCAAGCUUGACGGCGGCGGUGGGUCUCCUAAAAGGGGCGCCUUCAGUGCAUUGAAACCCAUUUGGUUUGUCUGCCGGCGGGGGGGCCCGCCAAAAGCACCGCACCGAUCCCCCAGCGGGGGGCAAACGUGGCAUUUUUCACAGAAAAGAAGGGCGAUGAGUUUGCGCGGGGCCGCCGCCAAAUGCAUUGCGCUUCUGUGA
Molecule: messenger RNA, 375 nt
Organism: Trypanosoma grayi
Lineage: Eukaryota; Euglenozoa; Kinetoplastea; Trypanosomatida; Trypanosomatidae
Exons: 1
Coding region: 1-375 (124 amino acids)
Source: RefSeq, a predicted model, not a curated record